Messenger RNA from Lactuca virosa, 1422 nucleotides. The record is from the annotation of a GenBank genome assembly. NCBI's taxonomy places the organism in Eukaryota, Viridiplantae, Streptophyta, Magnoliopsida, Asterales, Asteraceae.
AUGGCUUCCGCCGCCCUCACCUUCAUUCUUAUCUUCUCUAUCUUCGCAGCCGCCGCUGCAAUAUGCCACCCAGACGACGAACAAGGCCUACUCUCAUUCAAGUCCGGUAUAACAGCUGAUCCGUCCGGCAUUCUCUCCUCCUGGAAACCAGCCACCGAUUGCUGCAACUGGUCCGGUAUCUCAUGUCAAGCUCCCAACAAUCGGGUCAACAGUAUAUCACUUUACGGCCAACUUGAUAAACCCAACUCCUACUUGUCUGGUACCAUAUCAUCUUCCCUCUCCAAGCUUCGUUUCCUCGACGGAAUUUACUUCCAAAAUACCCGGAAUAUAUCGGGUCCUUUACCCGGCGUUCUGUUUAAUCUACCCAAUCUUCAGUAUGUUUAUAUUGAAAACAACAAACUAUCCGGCCGCUUACCGGAAAAUCUGGGUAACCUGACACGACUAUAUGCACUCAGUUUAGAAGGCAAUGGGUUUUCCGGGACCAUACCGAGUUCGAUCUCAAAGUUGACGGAGUUGUCGCAGCUCAAACUCGGCGGCAACCAGCUCACAGGAACGGUACCUGACGGAAUCCGUCAACUAAAGAGUUUAUCGCUUCUAGCUCUAGACCGGAACAAACUUACCGGAAGCAUACCGGAUUUUUUUACUUCAUUUUCAAACCUCCGGAUUCUUAGAUUGUCGUAUAACAAGUUAUCCGGUAACAUUCCGGCGAGCAUCUCGUCUCUGGCGCCGGUGCUUGCGUAUCUGGAGUUGGGGCACAAUUUACUAACCGGAAAGAUCCCUGAUUUUCUGGGAAAGUUUCGCGCGCUAGAUACGUUGGAUUUGUCUUCGAACGGAUUCUCGGGAACAGUACCAAAAUCAUUUGGGAAUCUCACGAAGAUUUUCAAUCUCGAUCUGUCGCGUAAUAAACUGACAGAUCCAUUCCCUGUUAUGAAUGUAAAAGGUAUUGAAUCGCUGGAUUUGUCGUACAAUGGUUUUCAUCUGAAGCAGAUACCGAAAUGGGUGUCGUCGUCUCCAAUCAUAUACUCUCUGAAGCUUGCAAAAUGCGGGAUCCAGAUGAAACUAGAUGAUUGGAAUCCAUCGGAAACGUAUUUCUACGACUACAUCGAUCUAUCAGAGAAUGAGAUCACGGGGAGUCCUGUGAAGCUGUUGAAUCGAACUAAUUAUUUGGUGGGUUUUUGGGCUUCAGGGAACCGAUUGAAGUUCAAUCUGGAAAGUUUGAAGUUUCCGACGACGUUGAAGACGUUGGAUUUGUCGAGGAAUUUGAUGAUCGGAAAGGUUCCUAAGACGGUUACAGGAUUGCAAUUAUUGAAUGUUAGUCAUAAUGGGUUGUGUGGGAGUCUGCCGCCGACCAAGUUUCCGUCGACCUCAUUUGUCGGCAAUGCUUGUCUUUGUGGUCCUCCAUUAGCAGCAUGUAAGGUUUAA